Messenger RNA from Brassica rapa (field mustard), 2888 nucleotides. RefSeq names its product F-box protein SKIP17. The record is from RefSeq and is a predicted model, not a curated record. Gene Ontology annotation, molecular function: protein binding. NCBI's taxonomy places the organism in Eukaryota, Viridiplantae, Streptophyta, Magnoliopsida, Brassicales, Brassicaceae.
AUUUCGUAAUAGAUAUUUUAAAAAAUAUGUUUGAAUGUUUUCUAACAAGAUCUUAAUUUUAAAAAGGUUUGCUUACACCAAUGUCUUAAGGUCCUUUUUGAUUCUUGUAAGUUUCUUGGGGAAAAUUGAAGAUUCUCGAACUGGCACAAUGUCUUUCAUUAAGGUCCUUUUUGAUUAGUUUAAGUUCUUUGGAGUUGAAACUGAAAAUUAUCAAAUUGGCACAAUGUUCUCUGCUUACAGUUAAGGUCAUUUUUUAUUCUUUUGAGUUUAUUGGGCAAAAUUGGUAAUUCUCAAAAUUGUACAAUGCUUACAGUUAAUGAGUUAAGGGUCAAAAUUGAAAAUUCUCAAACUACUAUUUGGGUGGGCACAAUGUCUCUGCUUAAAGUCCUUUUUGAUUCUUUUCAGUUACCUGGGGCAAAAUUUAAAAAUUUCAAAUUACUAUUUGGGCAAUGGGCACAAUGUCUCUCUGAUUGCAAUUAAGGUCAUUUUUUAUUCUAUUUACUUAGUGGGUUCGUGGAAUGAUGUUAUUUUUUAAUCCAUUGUCACAUGUCUAUCUUAAGUUAUAUAUCUCAUGUACCAUGUAUCUUAUGCUGCUUGUUUGUUUCAGAUGUUUUCGAUGCUUGAUAAAAAGUCUCUGAUGCAAGCUAUGGCAUGAUGCACCAUGUUCCACAAGUGUGCCAUGCCAUGGACCCUUUAUGCUACUCUCAUAUCGAACUUAAAAGACAAUAACUUAAAAAUAUUUAUAAUAGCGUAGUGGUAACUAAUACGCCUAAAAUUUAUAUAAAAUUUAAAAUUUAUUUAACUAAUAAAAAUAUAAUGUGCGUAUAGUCAUAGCUUAUAGAUUUACAUAUACAAAUAAAGAUAUCUAGUUAUUUAAAAGGUAAAAUUGUAUAGGAAAAAUAAUAAAUCAUAUUUUGAAUAUUGAAAAUGUACAUAAAUCAAAUUUUUUUUUGCUAUUUAAAAAUUAUUAGAAAAUUAAACUAGAUUAUUACUAUCAAAAGUUCAAAACAUACAUAGAGUUCUCCUUCAACACUGUCGAGUCAACGGCUUCCUUUCCGGGUCUCUUUCUAUCCUCAUCUCAACUCUACUUCUGUCUAUCCUCCUUUCUCUGUAACAAAACGAUGAGCUUAUCAUGUUGUUGGAAUCUCUCUAAGCAAAAAUCUGGUGAAGACAAAACUCUUUCAACGUUCAGUCUCAUGGAUCCUCCGACGAGCCCCGCCGCCCAAAACCCCAGCUCCCUCCACUCCGGUUCGAUCAUCUCAUCUCUCCUUUCGUUUCCCGCUUCCACUCCGUUCUCCAUCGCCUGCUCCUUCGACCGAGAGCUCGAGAAAGCUCUCGCCUCUGCUUCCGACGACGCCUCUGUUCAGGAUCGUCUCCUAAAUCGAACUAUCCAGCUCGCGUCGCUUCUUCUGGACUCCACUGAACGAUGCUUCCGCAAGAGAGCUUCUGCUCACAACUCCGUUUCCUGGGUCCUCCCUCCCGAACUCACCGUCAAGGUGUUUUCGAAGCUUGAUACAAAGUCUUUGAUGCAAGCGGCUGCGUGCUGCACCGUGUUCAACAAAUGUGCGAUGGACCGUUCAUCUUACGCCCACAUCGACUUGACUACAGCUGAUAAUGAAGUUGUGUGUACCAUGAUCCAUCGUGCUGGUAAAGAACUCAGAUCCAUCAAGCUUGGUCAUGUUACUCGGCGAUAUGGACCUGAACCUAAUCCUAAUCCAAUUUGGUUUAAUGGACCUUUUCUUUCCUCACUAUCCUAUAAUCAUGGUUUUCUUGGGAGUCGCUUGACAAGCCUACGGCUUUACAAUGUCGGACCGAUGCACUACAAUUCCUUAAGCAGUGUGUUGUCAGUUUGUUCGAAUCUCACUGAUCUGAGGAUUGUUGGAUCCAAUUCUCCAUAUAUGAAUCUAUUUAUGACCCUGUCAAAAAAAUGUCGUCUGAUAGAGCACCUGUGCUUAGUGAGCUAUCACCCCCUAGGUAAUAUAGACGCGUCAACAGCUUCACACUUGAUAGAGUUGGUGACCAAGUCCCCCAACUUAACUUCUCUAACACUCCUAUGUUUUCAACUAACAAAUGAAAUAGUCCGGAGUCUUGUUGAGAGUUCUCGAAAACUGAAGUACCUGAAUCUGUCCAGAUCACCUAAAAUCGAUGGUCGUUUUUUGAGGGAUUUGGGAAAUAGCUGCAAAGAGAGUCCACUCGAGACUCUAAUAAUGCGCAACUGCGUUAAACUAGAGGAGAAAGAAGUCUUGGAACUCUGCAACUCAUUACUCAAAGGAAACUUCAAAUUCAUUCGUCACAUUGAUGUUUCAAGCAAUAACGGCUUAGUUUCUGAUGAUGGCCGGAGAUCUUACAAACCAAAGUUUCCUGUGGAGAAGCUGAAAGAAGAAAGACCAGAUGUGACACUUGUUGCGGAUUUUCCAUUAGAAAGGUCAGGGAAGCGUUAUCAUGUCGGGGUUGAAGGGGAUGACGGAGAGCUGAGGGAGAUAGAGAUGAUGGAAGCCAAGAACGAUGAAGAGGAGAAUGAUGAUGAUGACGACUCCUUUGACGAUGAUGAUGAUGAUGACGUUUAGCUUUGAUGAUUGGAGGAGUGGUUAAUCAAUCAAUCGUCAAUAUAUCCGGCACGACCGACAUAUGAAUGUUCUCCCAAAGCUCUUUGCAACGUUGCUAUGAUGAUGUUUCUUCCUACAUCCAAAGCCCCAAUCCUAGUUCCCUUCUUGUUGUUCCGCUAUCUUCUCAUUCCUCUUUGUUUCCUGAGUGCCCUUCGACUUCUAUUAGCUGCUGCUCCUUUGAUCGGGCGCUUGGUCAAGCUAUCUAUCUCAUCUGCUUCUUGUAGAAACUCUUGUGCGAACUCUUAUUAUGAGUUGGUAUAUGAAGACGUUUUUUGCACUGCA